AAUGUAUGUGAGGAGCACUGCCUUAUUCCUGUAGCAAGAGAACUAUUUUGUAACAAGUGAAGCUGGGAAUGUGCAAGGAGGAAUAUCCUGUGGCUGUUUUAAAAGAAGAAGGACUUCCCUGCAUGACUUGGUGAUGCACGAGAAAAUAACUUUCAGAAGAGUGCCGCUGCAUUGUUCCUGAGGAAGUCUGUGUUUUUAACCUAUGGCAUUUCUUCAAAAGGUGUGACAACAAAGGCUGACAAGCGACUCUCCGAAAUGCCUAUACUUUAAAAAAGACUUUUGACAAUGUUAACCUUGUAUCAGGACGACCUUGGAAGCCUGUUGGGUGGAUUCAUUCCUGCAUUAUUCCUUUCAUUAUUUCAGACUCUAGGAUUUAAACUCAUCUUGAUGUGUUAGAGGUAUUUUAAAACAAAAUCAUUUUACAACCUACCCAAUGGCCCCUAUGCUAAUUGAGUACUUGCUCAAAAUAGAAUGCAGAAAUAGAAGAGACAUUUUAAAAAACAUAUGGCUGCUACAUAACUGCAAAUAUAGCAAACAAGGUAAAUUUCUACUUUCAGAAGAUUUAGUUGAAGUUUCUUUAUUGUGUUAAUUAUCUAAUGAAAAUAGAAAAGGCAGAGAAGUAUAGAUUAUGCUGUCUACUAGAAAUACCUAAGUAGUAAAUAAUGGCAGCUUUUCUAGUCAGAUAAGCUCAGAGUAGAUAGGAAAGUUUCCAUUAUUGUCUAAAUUUCAUGUAAAUUCACAGAUAUAUUUGAGACAUAGGUGUGGUUGCAAGGUGAGCAAUAACUUUGAGCUGUAUAUUUUAUGGUCAUGCUUCAUUUUAAGGAAGGUGGCAUAUCAGACAAUGAAAGUUAAUGAUGCUGAAAUUAAUAGCAAAAUGAUGUAUUUUUCUUUUGAAAAGGAAGAAGUAUAAAUUACAUUGUUGAUGGUAGCACCAGUAACUGUAAUAUACUAAAACUGUUUGUUGUUUUUCUGAGCACUUAAAAAAUGCAUGCAGGAUGAAAAGUUUGUCAUAUUUUGUCAGGUGUUAACCCAUUACCUAUUAUCUUCCUACUGGAAAUAUGUAUUGUUUUGUUUUUCGCAUGAAAGCUAUAUGGCAAUCUGGAGUCUGUUACCUCUGUUCUACUCCUUUGUGCCCAAAUACAGAUGAGUCUUUUGGAAUUAGCCUUUUCCAGAAAGGGGGUAGUGGUGGCAGUUCUUAGCUUCUUAAAGAAAUGAGAGAGAAAUGGAUCAUAAAGUUGACCCACCAGCAUCAAACCCUCAAAUGAGCCUCAAAACACUUUUUGUUACAAUGAACUUUUUCUUAGCUUUCCAGCCAAAUCUGAGAUCUUAAUUAUUUAAAUUCUAAAAUAUGAAUCCACUUCUUAUGUUAGAUGAAACAGGAAGCCUGAGACAAUUUCAGACUUUUUCUUUUCUCAUUCUUUCUAGUUGAUCCUUAAGAAACAGCCUUUCUGAGGAGGACAAACAACCCACAGAAGCUUUUCUUCUCUUGGCAAUUGCUUUUUUUCUUUUUGCAGCUUUAAUUUUUUAUUGUGCAAGGUAAUAAAUCCAUUUUCUCUAGAAGUGCCUUGUGUCUGCAAAAAGUUGUUUGAGACCACCAGAGGAUGCUAAUGGUGACCUUUCCCCACCUCCGCUGUAGCUUAUUCUCCUCCCUCUCCCCUUAAAACUGAGGUGUGUCACUGCUCACUGAGGCUGAUGAAGAGACUUGAGUCCUUUCUGGGAUGCUCAGCUGUGACAGAAGCACUGCCACCGUCUCCCGAAGCUGAUUCUGAGACUCUCAGGUGCAGAGUUUAACAGAUGCUGGCAGGGCACCGGCUUGCUGUAGCCCAGGCUGCAGGUUCCCUCAAUUCCAAGCCAUGAACGAAUCCAGGUGGACUGAAUGGAGGAUCCUAAACCUGAGCAGUGGCCCUGUGAAUGUGUCUGAGCGUCACUCCUGCCCACUAGGAUUUGGCCACUACAGUGCAGUGGACAUCUGCGUCUUUGAGACAGUUGUUAUUGUCCUGCUGACAUUUCUGAUCAUUGCUGGGAAUUUAACAGUCAUCUUUGUCUUUCACUGUGCUCCACUCUUACACCAUUAUACCACCAGCUACUUCAUCCAGACGAUGGCAUAUGCUGAUCUUUUCGUUGGAGUUAGCUGCUUGGUUCCUACUCUCUCACUUCUCCACUACUCCACAGGUAUCCACGAGUCACUGACUUGCCAGGUUUUUGGAUAUAUUAUCUCUGUUCUCAAAAGUGUUUCUAUGGCAUGUCUUGCUUGCAUAAGUGUGGAUCGUUAUCUUGCAAUCACCAAGCCUCUCUCCUACAAUCAACUGGUCACCCCUUGUCGGCUGAGAAUUUGCAUUAUUUUAAUCUGGAUCUACUCCUGCCUAAUUUUCUUGCCUUCUUUCUUUGGCUGGGGGAAACCUGGUUACCACGGUGACAUUUUUGAAUGGUGUGCCACCUCUUGGCUCACCAGUGCCUAUUUUACAGGCUUUAUUGUUUGUUUACUUUAUGCUCCUGCUGCCUUUGUUGUCUGCUUCACUUACUUCCACAUUUUCAAAAUUUGCCGGCAGCACACCAAAGAGAUACAUGACCGGAGGGCCCGGUUCCCGAGCAAUGAGGUGGAUUCCUCUGGAGAGACUGGACACAGCCCCGACCGUCGCUAUGCCAUGGUCCUGUUUCGGAUAACCAGCGUCUUUUACAUGCUGUGGCUCCCCUAUAUUAUUUACUUUCUUUUGGAAAGCUCCCGGGUCUUAGACAAUCCAACACUGUCCUUCCUAACAACCUGGCUUGCUAUAAGUAAUAGUUUUUGUAACUGUGUAAUAUACAGCCUUUCCAACAGUGUUUUCCGGCUAGGCCUCCGAAGGCUUUCCGAGACAAUGUGCACGUCUUGUAUGUGUCUGAAGGAGCAGGACACAAGAGACCCCAAGCCCAGGAAACGGGCCAAUUCCUGCUCCAUUUGAAGAGAACUGCCCAGUAAAUCAAGUGUAAUGGAUAGUGGUUUGUGUUCAUAGUCUUGAUUCAUCUGGAAAUUUGCCACUAGAGAAAUAUUUACUUGAAUAGUAAUAUGAGAUGAAGGGACUAAAGGUUUCAUUUUUUUCUCUUUUUUCAUGGAGGAAAAAACUAAAGGAAAGGAUGUAUAGAGAGUAAUCUCAUGAGAUAAAUAUAGUAUGUGAGUGUCAAUGUGCAGUAGUGGGAAAAAUUAAGCACUGAGGAUGACAAAAGUAAGGAUGCGAGCCAAGCCCCUCGGUGUCUUUCUCUCUGAUUGAACUCUGUCCUCUG
Myotis lucifugus (little brown bat) is the source of this 3258-nucleotide messenger RNA. RefSeq names its product G protein-coupled receptor 52 (gene GPR52). The transcript has a single exon. The record is from RefSeq and is a predicted model, not a curated record. Gene Ontology annotation, cellular component: membrane. Lineage: Eukaryota; Metazoa; Chordata; Mammalia; Chiroptera; Vespertilionidae. The coding region runs from base 1854 to 2939 and encodes 361 amino acids. Gene Ontology annotation, biological process: G protein-coupled receptor signaling pathway. Gene Ontology annotation, molecular function: G protein-coupled receptor activity.